UGUCUCAAGAAGUUCAGUUUGUAAGAGUAUUUGGCAGGUGCUAAAAGCUUUAGACCGCCGCUUGAAUACUGUGGUAUUCCCUACAUCGGAGAGAGAACUGGUCCAAGUGAAACAAAUUUUUUUUGGUAUAGCCGGAAUUCCAAAUGUGAUUGGAACAGUGGAUUGCACACACAUCGCCAUGUUAGCUCCAAGGGAGAGAGAAGACAUAUAUGUGUGUCGGAAAGGAUACCAUUCCAUUAAUGUACAAGCUGUUGUAGAUGCAAACAUGACAUUCACUAACAUUGUGGCAAAGUGGCCGGGAUCCACACAUGACAGUGUAAUCUUUGACAACUGUAGCUUGAAGGACUGGCUGGUGGAUGGAAGCAAAGGAUGGCUACUAGGAGACUCUGGCUAUGGACUGAAACCAUAUCUUCUUACUCCAAAGCUGAAUCCAAUGAUCAGAGCUGAGAUCGCGUUCAACUUGGCCCACAGUCGUUCGAGGAUGGUAGUAGAGAGGGCGUUUGGACUGUUGAAGUCACGUUUUAGGUGUCUUCACAAAACUGGAGGCUAUCUACAAUUUUCGCCUCAGAAGAUAGCUCUGGUUGUGACUGUAUGUGCCAAGCUGCACAAUCUGUGUCUGAGUGAUGGUUUCCUUGACAUUGAUGACAUUGACGUAGAAGAUGAUGAUGACAAUGUACAACUGCCACUGGAAAACCCUGACCUGAAUGCGUUGCAUGCACGGGCCUUACUGAUUGAGAGAUUUCACUAA
Messenger RNA from Dreissena polymorpha, 748 nucleotides. Its product is annotated as putative nuclease HARBI1. Bases 179 to 748 code for a protein of 189 amino acids. NCBI's taxonomy places the organism in Eukaryota, Metazoa, Mollusca, Bivalvia, Myida, Dreissenidae. The transcript is spliced from 5 exons. The record is from RefSeq and is a predicted model, not a curated record.